This is a messenger RNA of Xyrichtys novacula (pearly razorfish), 12013 nucleotides long. NCBI's taxonomy places the organism in Eukaryota, Metazoa, Chordata, Actinopteri, Labriformes, Labridae. The record is from the annotation of a GenBank genome assembly.
AUCGAGGCUGUCAGCUGGGAAUCUUUUGUUACCCGAUUCUCAUCACGGCCACUCAUCAGGAAAAACGCCUAACAUGAAGUCAGUCACAUAAGACGGAGCUUUCAGGCGUUUUUCAGGUCACUGCAGCUGCUUAAAAGGUAAGUCAAUACUUCAGUCUUAUUUUUCGUGUUACAUUUAGGAAGUAGCACGAGCGUAGUGCUGAUUGGUUAAUUAGAAACUCCGGUAUUAGGCUACGUUGCGUUGGUGGAGGAGCUCGUGCUCGUCCUGUCGAGAGCCGUUGAAGCGGUCAGAUUGAAACGAAAUAAAUCAACAUUCACAAAGUCAUUCAGGUUAGGACUAACUCAACGAUGUUUAACUAACUGCGUUUACUUUAAAGCCCGUUAAUGGUCCGUGGUAGCAUAAACCUUUAAGCUGAAGUUUCCGCCUGGACUGCUGUUGUUUGCACUCUAAAUUAUUAAUGCUGGGAUGUGGUUUCUAAUUUUAGCUCCACUGUAGUCAACUAAAGAUGGAAACCACUGCCAUCGGCAUUUUAUUUUUAAUCUAAUGGACAUGAGGGAAAUUACUCAGCAAAUAUGAACGGGGAAAAUAUGCAGAGCUCUUAAACUUUAUUUUAAAAAAAGAUCAUCUUUAAACUUACACUAUCCUUUACUAGAAGGAUAAGCAGGGCGGUGGUGCUUCUGGCACCCAGACCUGAAAGAGGAGGCCAGGGUCUUCAGUAUGACGGAGGGACCAAGGAAGAGGAACAGCAGCGGCGUGGAUGGAGGUCAGUUUGAGUCCUCAGACCUCCAGCCCGGUUCGGGAAAGGAUGCCGGAGGAUCCAGGGUGGCUCUGCAAAAACAGAUCGGCCUUGUCAGCGCCUGUGGUAUUAUCAUCGGUGAGUGUAUUCAUGUGGCGUUAAGCCUCAUUCAAACGUAGACCUUUGAUCAAAUCCUUCUCUAAAGAGCUGACUUUUUGAUUAACUUUGUGAUAUAUCAUCAUCCUAUCAUUCACACCAUAGACUGUAGGCUUGUCUUGUUGUCCUUAAUAACAGGCUAAAAUGCUACUUUAUGAAUUUGUUUGCCUUAAACCACAGGAUUUAAUCUUGUCUAGCAGGUUGUUUUUUUUAAACAUAUUCUGGAUGGCUUAAAUUGUGCCAAAAAAAAUCAUCUCCUGAAUGCUGUGCUUCUAUUGGAGAUCUCUUAUGGCUUGCAUGUGUCAGGAAUCUAGCAAAAUGACAUCCAGUAUUACAACUCACUUUUUGCCAGUUUUAAGUUUAUUUGAAAAUGUUUUGUGUUGUGAUUUAAGUCUCUUCAUUUACAUGCAUAUAAAUAAAUCACUUUUGAUUGUAUAUACCACACUUAUCUGAUUACUUUCAUUGUACUUUUAAGCCUAGUGGUAGAGAAAGAACAUAAUAUGAUUGCUCGAGUCAAAACUUGGACACUCUUGGUCAAAUAUUACUCCAGUAAAAGUGGGAGUCGUUCAGUUGAAUUGUUACUUAAGUGAAAGCACUGGAGUGCUUGCUUCUAAAAGUACUUAAAACUGUGAUGAAUCAUUUUUACCUGGUUAUGAAACACACUCAAAAUAACAGCAUUAUUCAGAGGUAACCUCAUGACCUAUAAAAGCAAACCAGACCCCCUGGAGGAGGGGGGAUUAACUGGACCCCCAUUCAUCUGCUGCACAAGAGAAAGGCUUUUUAAAAAAUAUCUCUACUACAGAGAUUCAAUUUGGGUUGCACAUUAGAAAAUAAAAUAAAAAAUUAACAGAAGACAUUUUUUUGCCAGAAAACACAACUUACUCUUCAUCAUCAGCAGCAAAAUCUUCUGUAAAUUUUCCCAUUUUGUCCACUGUGUUUGGGGGGCUGAUCCCCCCUUCAUGUCAUUCCCUGCCCUACCCUCAAUUUCCUGCUCUAUCCACUGUACUCUAUCAUAAAGAAGAACAUAGAAAAGGAUACAACUCACUCUUCAUCUUACAGUCCAAAUCACACGCUUAACAACACAAGGAUAGUUUAGUGUCUUUUGGAUCAGGUUUUUUAAAGAGAGGAAAAAUCCUUGACAGAUAUCAUGCAAAAGUAGUGAGUGACAGAAACAUUGAUUAAAAUGUAGCGGAGUCAAAAGUCUUUUAAAUGUUGUGGGAUGAAAAUAAUUAGAUCCCCCCUGAAACAAUACUCAAGUUAAGUAAAGAUACUCAGACAUCGUACUUAAGUCCAGUCCUCAGGGACAUUAACUGGAUCCCUGUCUUCCACUGUGCAAGUGGCUAGUCCUGAGAUGUCUCCCUCAAGUAAUGCUGACUUGGCGUCUUCAGUACACUCUUGGUAUCAGACAUCUUGCGGAGUCUCUUUCAUCAUUGCCUCAUGCUCCUGAGAGCUCUGGGCCUCAGUUUGCUUCUCACAUAUGCAGAGACGAAAAAAAAAAAAACGUCAAUAAAAAAGCAAUCCCACUAAUGGCUGAGAGUCUACCAUUAUAGAGACACGGUAUUUUUCAAUAAUCUGAUGUGUGAUUAGAGCACUACUGAAAUAACCCCCAGUGUUUCCUCUGGGGAGCCCUCUGCUGUGGAAGCAGUUGUCAGCCGUGGUUUCAGGGCCCUGUCUCGUGGGUUCAAGGGGGGUUUGUGCCUCCUAUGUCUCUCCUCUGGCCCUGUGUUAGUGUCCUGUGGCUGUGGGUGGCUCUCUGCUCCUGGUGCAGACGGCUCCUCUGAUGGCGCUUUCUCAACAGGUUUAUCUGUACUCUGCAGGGGUGUGGGUGUGUGUGUGCGUGGCCUUGGGUGUGACUGUGUAUGUAACUGUUGAAUGCGGGUUGUAUGGUAGUAAGGGUAGGGUGAUAUGGUGGAGGGGCAUGGGACUGUUUUUGAUAAGCUGUAAAGCACUUUGUGUUAGAUAUUCUGUAUGAAAAGCGCUUUAUAAAUAAAGUUUUGAUUGAUUUUGGUAUCAGCCUUUACAACCGGUAGUUUAUGGCUGUUUCCAUCACAGUUCAGAUGUUUCUCAAAUCAAAUCAAAUUUUAUUUAUCAUCCCAAGAUGCUUUUCAAAGAACAAGAGCAGGUCUAGACCACGCUCAUUGUUUGAUGAAUUAUCAAGACCCAACCUAAGAUGGGUUUUGGCCCAUCUCAUCUAACAUGAGUAACAGUGGCAAGGAAAAACUUCCUUUUAACAGGCAGAAACCUUGAGCAGGACCCAACUCAUGCCAGACAGCCACCAUACUGCUGCUGGGUUGGGUUUCUCAUACAAACUUCCUUAUGUUGCAUGUAAAUAAGCUCCUCUGCCUUUCCUAGCCUUUAGGUUCUUCCCUGUGUAUGUUUUCAGCAGAGAAACAAACUUAUUUGCCCCGAAACUUUAAUUUGUUGUUUUCCACUGCUGUUCCCAGCAGGCAACAGAGAUGAACUCAUUCUGCCAGCUCUUCAGACAUAAAAAAAGACAGAUCAGACAUCUUGCUGCUCAGAAAAAAAAUGGCAUAAAAAGGUUGCAGAUAAAAAUAUUUUAGCUGUCUCAGCUGCAACAACUAUAAAAGCUUUGUACUGCUAAGACAGCUCAGUUGCGUGUGUGAGGUUAACUGGAAAGAUCCAAACAAGCCUGCAGCUUUCCCACAUUAGCUGGCCACACACACAGUCUGAGUUAAUUUUAUGAUGGCAAACUGUGAAACAUUAACACAGUUGGAAACAGGUCAGCUUGUAGCGGGAGGUUGCGUCUUCCUCUGCAAUCCGUGUUCAUAGCUUUGGGCUUGUUUUCAUGCUGUUGUCGACCUGCUGUGAAUGAGCAGAAAAUCAUCACUUACAUGAUUUCAUAUGCCAGAGCACCCAGCAUUGUCUCAAAAUUGUGUCCAUAUCUGUCUGCUUUUCUACUCAGGCAACAUCAUAGGAUCGGGGAUUUUUGUGAGUCCCAAGGGGGUCCUGGAGAACGCCAGCUCAGUAGGCGUUGCCAUCAUUGUGUGGGUGACUACAGGAGCCAUCACAGCCAUUGGUGCUCUUUGCUAUGCAGAGCUGGGCGUCACUAUCCCCAAGUCAGGAGGAGACUACUCAUAUGUGAAGGACAUUUUUGGAGGGCUGGCUGGGUGAGGAACAAAGAUAUUUGCCUUAUCACCAUGAUGAGAUUAAAGGGCACUUCCGCCACUUUUAUGAAGGUGUCAGAAUCAAAAUGUAAUGCAAUGUGAAACUGAUCAAAUCCUCAGUGUGAGCACCAUACUGAUAAAGACAGUCAAGGGCCCUCUGUCUUAACAGUUCCCUCUCCAUUUCCACACUUCAUGUUCCUAAACAAGAUGUCACCAACAUGCAUUACCAUUCAGAGAUGAAAAACAUCAGAAGUGCAUUGUAAAAGCAUUAUGUGGUAACCUGUGAAAGAUAUUGAGGGAUAAGUUCACCAGACUCAGAGUAUGCCAGCCCCAAUGCAGCAAAAGUCAUGUGAUGAAUCAGCAUCCCAAGAUCGUCAUACUUAACCCUUAGAGGUAGAAGUGCAGUCAUCUGAGCCCUGUCCACAAUAAACCUCUGUACUUCUCUUUCUGUGAAGCUAUGAGUGCCCUUUCCAGUUAGCUCCUGUAAAUUUCUCAGCACUCUGCUUAUGGGAUAUAGCUGCUACUGUAGGUAGUUAGCAUGACAAGUUCAGUUGGGGGGCUAUAAAGCAAAUCUGUAGCUGCCUGCGGUUCCUCCAGGAUUCAGUUGGUAGGUGGAAACCAUUCAUCUUGCAGUUGCUCCCAAAAGACAAAAAAACACCAGCAACAAUAGUGCUCAAUAGCAACAAUAGCAUUGAUAUAGAGAUGAGACAAAAAAAAAAAAAACGUACCAUUUGUAUUUUAAAGGUUCUUCAUUGAAGAGGUUAAGUCUUAUUGAGGAAUAUAGAAAUUCAUUCUCAGCUAUUGUUAACAGGAAUUGCAAUUUUGAACAAAACCCCAGACUCUGACACAUAAUUAUCUACACAAUGGGGCUCUAAGAAAUUACAUGGAUUUCUGUAUGAAAAAGCUUUGUUCCAGUUCAUUGUUCAUACAUUAUAAUGUGAAAUGAUGCAGAAAAGCACUCGACAAAAACGUUCACAGGGUUGUUACGAGCCUUUUGUAAUUAAUGAGAAUAUCCAGUAAACCUCCGCCGCCUCCUCCUCCAGCUCCAUGCUCAACGUGUAAUUAUAGCUUCUCUUAAUGCACGUUUGUAUUCCCAGCAUCCCACAGUAUCCCUGACCCACUUCACUCAUUUCUCUGGUCCUGAAAGACAAUGCUCCACUGCAUUCCUAUAAUGCUCUCAAUUAAUAUGCGUAUUAACCUUUUGUUUUUCUAUUACAUUUCACUGUAAUGAGAGGGAGUAUCCUCAGACUCAAGUGUAUGAGACAGGUCUUUUGACACAGCUCAUCAACCUCCUGUCUUUUUUUGUCUCUCAGUUUUCUGCGGCUGUGGAUAGCAGUGUUGGUGAUCUACCCGACUAACCAGGCUGUGAUUGCUCUCACAUUCUCCAACUACAUCCUGCAGCCCCUCUUCCCCUCCUGCCUCCCCCCGGAGAACGGCCUCCGCCUGCUGGCUGCUGUCUGCCUGUGUGAGUCCCUUUAAUAAAACUGAUGAUUAAAUGGCUCCCCGUGAGAGAUUGUGCAUUUGCAGAUAUGGAUCAUGAAGCAGCACAAUUGAGCCCUCUCAGAAGUGUUUCAGGCGUGAGGAAUUCAAGGAUCACUUUUUGAUUAAUCGUUUUUAUAUUUCCAGGAAGAGAGAGGGACCCUACUUUCUGUUGAACACUCUUUAGCUGGCAGAUAUAAAGUUUGCAACGCUGUGUAAUCGGCAUAAAAAUCGAAAUAGAUAAAGUUUUAAGAUUUCUAUCAGUAUGUAAAUAAUGUUUCAUGUUUGAAAUGCAUUCCCGAGAAACACUGGUUUAAUAUUUCAAGAUAAGUUGUACAGCUAUUGUUGCAAAAUUAACAUUAUUAUUGAAUGCCCUAUAUUGUGCAUGUCUUGUGGCUCACAAACCACCCAAACACAACAACCUGGGAUGCCCUGACACCUUUCUGCUAGAACUAGCAUUAACUUUUCCAGUAGUUUGAGCUCCAGUAGCCUUUCUGUUGGAUCAGAACACACAGGUCAGCCCACCUGCCCUCCACAUACAUCAGUGAGUCUUGGCCACUGUGACCCUGCCUCUAGUUUUCCUUCCUUGAUCCACUUUUGAUGGGUACUGGCCCCUGCAGACAAGAACAAAACCCAGGAGCUGCAGUUUUUAGAUGCUCUGACCCAGUUGUCCUUUGUCUAGGUUGCUCUUACCUUGCACCCAUUUUUCCUAAUAUGCCAACUUCAAAGACAACGUGUUUACUUACCUGUUACUCAAUGGUUACCUGUUCGUGAUCAUAGGGGUAUGAGUAAUCACUGUGCAUUCUUGCCUUGCUGCCACCUUUGCUGUAGAGGACAACAUCCCCUCUAGAUUCAUACAUGUUUUAGCAUUCAUCACAUACUCAAAGCUGUAAAACACUGCAGAUGUGGUUAUAUUCUGCAGCUCCCAGUUGAAAUUCCUGAAGUUGUCAAGUGUCUUGAGGCUUUUUUCUUUUUGCAAUGUGAGACAACUUUUCUUCUUUUUUUUCUUUUUGUUUGUGGAGUGUGACAUUUCUAAGCUCACUCUUGAACUGAGGAUGAGUCAUUGUAAAAGGCUUAAAGUCCUGAGCCAGUAAGCUCUUUUAUUAAAUUAGACACAAGUAUUAAAUAUGAAUGCAAAACAGGAUGAGAUAAAACUAAAUUCAACAAGGAGAAAAAUGAAUACCCCUGUGACAGAUGGGAUUAAACACUCAAGGAGUUCUCGUAAUCAUUUUCAACUGAUGAGAUUGUGUGUACAUAUAGAAUUGUAUUAAAUAAAUUGAGAACUCACUAUUUUAGUAAUGCUCAAGUCUUGUGUGCGCUCAUUUUUUGCAUCUAUAUUCUACACUGUAUAUUUGUAAGAAUAAUGCAUGAAGAUAAAAUGGGUCAAACGUAUUCCAUAAACAUCCCACAAAUAUAGUCAAUUCUAAUUAAGCUGUUUCACUGUCUUUCAGUGUUGCUGACGUGGGUGAAUUGCCACAGUGUGCGAUGGGCCACAUGCGUCCAAGAUGUCUUCACAGCAGGGAAGCUCUUGGCUCUGGGCCUCAUCAUCAUCAUGGGUAUAGUCCAAAUAUGCAAAGGUAAUGUUUGCUUUCUCCAUCUCAUCUGAAUAAUCACAUCAUCAUCAUGACCCUUUCAUCUGUCCUGAAUUACAAUUUGAAAAUAACUCAGGCUUAAAAAGACAAAAGCUGUUUUUAGAACAGCAGCGUUUUGGUUACCGGCACGAUAAACUGGUGCCAUAUUUUACUUCUCAUGAGAUUUAGGAUUUCAACAUAAGAGAAGGGAUUACAGCCUCAGAGCUCGACAUCUCUUGAUAAUCCAUGCACACAUUUCCCAAAGAAGAGACUUAUUCGUUUGCCCUAUUUUUUGUGUCAUGGAGGAUAGAGACUUUUAGAGUCAAUAGAUUUCCUUCUGACUUUAAAUCAAUCUGGUGUUGCUUGUGUGGCUGAAUCCUGACCAAGCUGGGACUGCAUAGGUGCAUUAAAUUAACUACAGAAAUUACCUUAGAUCUAAAGAUUAGAUCUAAAGAUUUGUCAAACUUUGUGUGUUACUAUAUGAUUAAAAAAGCUGACCAGCUCACUCUAAAAAGAACAAAAGGAAGUUCUUCCAGACAACACAGAUGUCCAUAUUGAUUAAGUGUCAACAUUUAUUUGACCCAUUUUAUACACAGUGAUAAGAAAGCAGUGCACUGAAAGGUGGAGUAAUUAUAACAGAGAGCUUUAAAAAACUUAAGAAAACGUUGGUGUGUCUGGUGCCCCCUGCUGCUGAGGCUGUGGAGGAGAAAAACAUUUCACAUCAAGCUGCACUUCAAUACAGUUUAACAUGAAAUCAUUUCUGGUUCACAGGCCACUACUACUGGUUGGAGCCGGUCCACGCCUUUGAGACUUUCAGAGAUUACGAUGUGGGUCUGAUCGCUCUCUCCUUCCUACAAGGCUCCUUUGCUUAUGGAGGCUGGAACUUCCUCAACUACGUCACAGAGGAGCUGGUUGAUCCGUACAGGUGACACAUCACAUUUACACACUCUGGAUUUUUUUUUUGUGAGGAAAUGAGAUAUUGAUGGUACUAAAUACAUGAAAUGCAUACGAUCUCUAUAGUGUUACACACACAAUCUGUUAAACUAAUGACAUUCAGCGUGACAGCCAUAUAGACUACUGUAUCCAUGCUAAGGUAACAGUGAUGAAUGGAGUGCAAUAUUUGCAGCUAUGGGUGGCUGUGAUAUUCUUCUUUUUUUUUUUUUUCUUAGAAUAAAAAAGACCAUACUUGAAUUUAAGUAAAUUACCAUUUGCACAGAUACAGGAUAAAAUCAAUAGAACUGUAACCCAAAGAUUAACAGUCAUACACUUAAAAACAUUUUUAAAAUAUAUGAGAAGACAUCUUAUAAAGUGUUUAAUGUGAGUUAUUGCACAUAAGAGAUUUUGCACAGCUCUGGUUACAUACAAUGUUGUUGCACUACUUCUGUUUGAUAAUUUUGUUGCGCUGUGAGGUACUUAGCAUCCAGAAAAGUGUCUAAUCAGUUGGCCAUUUAAUCAGCCUUCAUUUGGCAUAAAUUCAUGACAAAGGUUUAAAAAGAUACUUUACAAAAAUAACAGAUGUAGACCACGCUCUUUGUUAUAUUAAUAACACUGAGAAAAGAUUCACUCUUAUCCUAAUCCACCAUGAGUAAAGCACUACUCAGCAAGCAACAGUGCCAAGGAAAACUUACAGUAACACAACAGAAACCUUGAGAAGAACCAGCCUCAUGUUAAGCAGCCAUCUGCCGAGAUGGUGUUGGGAUUUUAAAGCGAGAUAAGAGAGAUUCAGAGGAGAGAGGUGGAUAAAGACACAUAGCAGCAAUGACACAAGCGGCUCAUACAAAGUUAUGAUGACAAAUAUGAGAAUAUUAAAAAUAUGUUUACAAUUUCAGGAGCAGCAAAGCAAUGAUUUUAGACUCAUUUUAGUGCCGAAUGUUAAAGUGAAAAAAGGAGACACCAUAGACAAUAGAAAAAAAUCAUAAAUGAUCAUUUUGAAUUGAAGUCACGGGAGUACAGGGGAAGCUACAGUGGUCCAAAAGUGGACUCCUGAGGGAUGCCCUUUUGUGCCUUUAUUCACUUUUUUUUUUACUGCUGCUGAGUAUCUAUCUAAUACUGUUGAUUUGAAGGUUUGCAGUGAUUUAUUUUCCAUGAGAAAAUGCACAAAAAUGAACUGCAAUAUUUUCUUUCAUCCCCACAGAAAUUUACCUCGUGCAAUCUUCAUCUCAAUCCCUGUGGUCACCUUUGUAUAUGUGUUUGCCAACGUAGCCUACGUCACCGCCAUGAGCCCGCAGGAGCUGCUGGCCUCCAAUGCUGUGGCAGUGGUGAGAAAACAAACUCUCAUAGUUCAAAUUAUAACAUGAUUGUGUGCUGUGAUGCUUUCAAAAAAAUGCAUGCACUCAAAAAAAGUCUGUAAUCACAUGUAGAUGGAGUUGUGCUACACCAGCCUUUUAGGUGGACCACGAUUUUAGAUCAGACGCAUGCUUACUCUGUCGCCCUUUACACCCAUUUAGAAAUCCUCUGUUUAGUUGUUAAUACUCAAAUGUACUUGUUUUCUCCGCCUCUCUCUCUGCUCCUAAUAUUUCUCUCAGACUUUUGGAGAGAAAUUGCUAGGAGUAAUGUCAUGGAUCAUGCCCAUCUCUGUGGCGCUCUCCACCUUUGGGGGGGUCAAUGGCUCCCUCUUCACGUCAUCGCGGUCAGUUUGUCUCCCACGUCUUCACCCUCUCUGCCCCCUCCUUCUUUCCACUCAGGCCUACAAGGCAGUUGUGCUUGUCUUUUCUUUGGUGAAGUGUUGUAUUAGACCGGUUAUCUUUGACUUACCUCGGACUUAAAUGGAGAAGCUAGAUGAGCAAAGUGAAAAUGUGAAGCUUGGCAGAGUUAUGGAGCUUCAAACUGGAUGUCAGAUUGAGAGGGCAUGUUGACAUUGUUGUUCUCUAGAAGGUUAUUUUACCCUUCUUAGAUAUGCCUGUGAAUGAAUAACAUAUCUCAAAAGGCUUUGGUAGAUUUUUCACUGUGCAAAUACUGCUUCUCCAGGCUUUUCUCUUUACCUGUGCUUUCAUAGUCACCUGACCUAUGUGUGUUUCCUGAGCUCUUCUUUCAGCUUGCAGGUGCACAGGGUGAACAGGCACCAGAUGGCUCUGCUCUCAUGACUGAACCUGUCUCUUGCUCUGUGUCUCAGGCUGUUUUUUGCUGGAGCAAGGGAAGGCCAUCUCCCACGCCUGCUGGCCAUGAUACAUGUUGAGCGCUGCACACCCAUACCAGCAUUACUGUUUACUGUGAGUCCAAACAAAACCACUCUCUUUUUUUGGAGCAUCCAUCUUUAUCUCAUACAGAAAUAAAAACUCUUCCCUCUCAUCACUGUGUUUAGUUAAUCUCCACUCUGCUGAUGUUGUGCACCAGUGACAUUUACACCCUCAUAAACUAUGUGGGUUUCAUCAACUACCUCUUCUACGGCGUCACUGUUGCCGGGCAGAUUGUGCUGCGUAUCAAAGAGCCAAACAUGCACCGACCCAUCAAGGUGAAUAAACCCAAUAUUUUAACAUCAACUUUUAAAACCCAACAUGCCGUUAUGACAACUUCAUUGUCUAUCCCCUCAUCCUCCAGGUGAGCCUGGUGUGGCCAGUGAUCUACCUGCUGUUCUGGGCCUUCCUGCUCAUCUUCUCUCUAUACUCUGAGCCUGUCGUCUGCGGUAUUGGUCUGGCCAUCAUGAUGACAGGUGUGCCUGUGUUUUUCCUUGGAGUCUACUGGGAAAACAAGCCAAAGUGUUUUGACAACGCUGUCGGUGAGACAGCACACUUAUUUUUUGAAAUUAUUUUUACCAUAGGUAUAAAGUAAGCUGAUGUUGAGUUUUACUACAUUUAGAGAACAUUGGUUGAUUUUGUAAUUUUGUCUUUUUGACUAACAUAAAAACCAAAGAACCAAAGAUGCUGCCAUUGAAGUUGUUUGAAUUAAAAUUAUAAUGUUGAAUUCAUGGAGCAACUGUUGAUUGACAAUGGACAGGGAGUUAUUGUUGAAGGUGAAAAAAAAGUUUCUUUGACUUACUUUGGUCAGUGAAAAAAGGAGCCGCAGUGAUCAGACGGAUAGAAAGUGGGAACAGCUUGUACGUAAAAAAGAACAGCACAACCAAUCCUCCCUUUGCCAUUGUUUUAUGGUUGGAUUCCAGUACUAGAUGGAUGGAUGGAUGGAUGGAUGGAUGGAUGGACGGACGGACGGACGGACGGACGGACGGACAGAUAGAUACGAUAGAUAUGAUAGAUAGAUAGAUAGAUACGAUAGAUAGGUAGAUACGAUAGAUAGAUGGAUGGAUGGAUGGAUGGAUGGAUGGAUGGAUAGAUAGAUAGAUAGAUAGAUAGAUGGAUAGAUACUUAAUUAAUCCCAGAGGGAAAUUCAAAAGGAUGGAGUCAUUCCAUGCCACUCAUUAUAUAAUUACUCACAUAUACGUAUAUGAUUAAUAAGGGAUGUAUUUAUUGAAAUAAAAGCCACAAAGUGACUUCUGACAUGAAGGUUAAUAAUGUGUUUACAUUUAGAUCUAACACAAGAUCAUUUCCAUCCCUAUCUGUGUCCAGGGAAAAUGACCCAUCUGUGCCAAAAGCUCUGCUCAGUGGUCUACCCCGUCAUGGACGAGGACCAGACGCCUGCUGCUUCUCCAAAAACAGACGGAGAUGGUGGAGAUGAAAAACUCUCAGACAGCUGAUUGAACAUUUGCAUAAAGACAAAGACAUUUAAUCAGUCAGUGCUGAUGGGGAGAAAAGACACUUGCUGAAACACUCACCCUCUCCAGCAAGGUGUUUAAAAUGAAAUAACACUAAACACUGAAAUGAUGGACCACAGUCUUGGUUACUUUCAUGUUACUGUUAAAACUUUUUUUUUUCACAAGCUGUUAUUGCACUGUUUGUUGUAUGUGAGUCUGCUGUGGGAAAAUGGUUUUAAUAUGCAUAUUGUUUGUAUUGUUCAAGCUGAAUGUACUUAAGAUAUUACCUCACUAAUAACACUAAAAUGUUUUCUUUUCCAAA